This is a messenger RNA of Galendromus occidentalis (western predatory mite), 6378 nucleotides long. RefSeq lists its product as uncharacterized. NCBI's taxonomy places the organism in Eukaryota, Metazoa, Arthropoda, Arachnida, Mesostigmata, Phytoseiidae. Gene Ontology annotation, molecular function: guanyl-nucleotide exchange factor activity; metal ion binding. The record is from RefSeq and is a predicted model, not a curated record. Gene Ontology annotation, cellular component: cytoplasm.
AUGUCGUCUCCGCACCGUCGACCGAUCGGAGGUGAGGGGACAAGGACUAAGCCGCCGCUCCCGCCCAAACCAAAGUUGAAGAGCGCUGCAAGAAAACCUGACGGACCCCCAACAUGCAACAAGGCAGAGACCGAAGGCGACGACUCUCGAAAUGAUCUCCACAAAACGUCGACGGAAAAAACACAAGACCAUGAGCUCCGCAAAAACACCUAUCCCUGCAUCUGUGAACACCUCAACGUCGAAGAAACGGUUCCUACACCCAACGAAUGCCGGAAAUACUUUUUGAAAAAAUCUCUGGAAGACUCGGAUCUGCUCAUGAGAUAUCAUGACACUGGUCGGGACUCGGGAAAUUCCUCGGUGGCCUCCAGUUCAUCGUCAAGUUUGAGCUACGCCCCGUUUGCGAACCCUCGACACAACGCCCCGUCAUCACCGCAGCAGCAGCUGACGACGCCUUGCCCAGUCUCGGAACUCCCGAUGCAAGACGCCCCCGUCGAGAAAAGCGAUGUCCGAAAACCACUCGUAGGCGAAACGCGGGUCAACACACUCGAGCGGAAUCGAAUACAGAGCAUUGAGGAUGAACACAAAUACGAGACCUUAGAUCACGGCGCUCGAGUGCCACAAGUAUCGGAAGACGAGGGCGUUUGCUGCUCUAGCUUGAAGACAAAGAUCUCUCCGAAGGUAAAGGAACUAGUGCGCCCUCAUCACGAAGGCGAUCACUCCAGGGAACGGCCACCCAUUCCGAAUAAACCUCCGCGACCGAGCCUCCAGAAGAGCUUGCGGCCCAACUCAACGGACACUAUCCUCUCGGUGCAAUUUGCAGAUGAGGGAAUAGACGAACGAGAAGCAGACUAUAAAGAGAAUCUCAGUCUGGUCGAUCAAAUUAAGGCAGCCGCGCAGAGUGCUGGCUACGAACCCAUCGACACGAAUCGCAGCGUCGUCCUAACUAUUCCUGGAGCUCCGACAAAAGGACGUUCGACCAAAAAAGAUCUUUCGACUCGACAGUCUGUUGCAUACGCGGACAUGGAACCAGAGAGUGAAUUCAAGCCCGUCUUAGCUUCGCAGACCUCCAUCGAGCUGAAGGGGAUCUCUAAAAAGAGAGUUCAAGUCGACGACGAAACCCCGAAGCUACAAAUUGACGUGAAAGUUAGCAAGGAUAAGAAGAAAGCUUCCGAGAACGUCAAAGCCGUGAAGGAAUCUCCAGUGACUGAAGCAUCAAGAACCGAUGAGAAGAAGAAGGGCCUCAUCAAACGCGUCAAAAACAUGAAAAUGGAGAAUCCAUUCAAGAAAUCCGAAAAGGACGACGACUUUGAGGAACCGUCGGAUAGAUCGAAAUCGGGCUUCAGGAAUAUGUUCAAGAAGAAAGACAACGACGAUUUCGAUGAUUCCGAUGAUCAGGACAGACGCACCUUCUCGACGAAGGUUAGUAAAGCGCUCCGUCGCGAUAAGAAAGACGGCACCGAACUCGAUGAACCUGACGUCUCGCAGGAAGAGAACACAAAAACGUCGAAAGUAUUCGGGAAAAUCUUCAGGAGCGAAUCGAAGACGGCCAGACAGGAUGACGACUACCCCGAAUGCGACGACCCAAAGAAACCAUCGCUGAUGAGUAAAUUAUUCUCCAAGGACCCGAACAAGGAGAAUGGCGAAAGGGAUGUCCAAGAAGGCGGGAAGAGGUCCUUCAUGUCGAAAAUGUUCCAGAGAGACCCGCGUGACGAUGACGGUGACCUCGACGACGGGACCGAGAAGAAACCCUCCCUGAUGAGUCGCGUGUUCUCUCGUGACGCUAGAGAUGACGAGCUCGACGGAAGUCACGAGAGGAAAACUUUCUCCGAGAAAAUGAGCGAUUUCAAGGAGAAGGUCCUCAGCAGGAGGGACCGGAUAAGCGACGAGGUCGAGAACGAAGUCAGGGAUCCCUCCGAGAAGAAAUCGCGAUUCGAAAAAUAUUUCCCGUCCGAAAAACCCAUGAUACAGCAGUUCGUCCUCACGAAAGAAAUGGAGCCAGAUUUGAAAAAGCGCCGGAUGGGAAAAAUCACGAGUUUCCAGCAAACCAAAGAGGUCGAAGGGGAAGUCGACUCGCCAGCGAAAAAAAUGAUCAAGGAAAAUAUGGAGAAGAUCGCGACCAAAGUCAAAGAAGUUCAGGAUAUGAUGCCGAAGACUUUCAUCACCACCAAAGAAAGAGAUCCCGAACAAGAGAAACCGGAUUACGAGAUUACGACGCAAGUGACGGUGAGGAGAACACCUUCUCCCUGCAGAUUCGAAGGUCGGAAGAAAACCGUCUCGGAAAGCAGUAAUUUCAGUGAUCGAGAAAAUUUGCAGAUCACGCCCGUUUUGGCUGAGGGUAGCGAAAAGCUAACAACGGACAAAUCCACGGUUUUCUACGCGAAAAUCGGCGAAAGCGAAAUUGAAGUCAAGGAGGAUCACUACGGUAGGAUCCAGGUGGGCGAAAAAGAUCCCAUCUAUGCGAGACCCUUCAAAAUGUUGAAGAGGAGUCUGACCGAUCUUUCGAGAUCAACUCCGUCGCUACCGUCGCGGGUCGAAGAGCCGAUCGAAUACAUCGACGUCACUGAACUCUCUCAAGAGCCCAAAGAAGAAUCCAUCAGUCAUCACUACGAACAGCUGGGCGAGCCAGGCAAAAAGAAGAAAUCGGUGUCGAAAUUUAAAGUGCGGGGGCGGAACGGCGCGUCAAACGUCAUCAUGGUAGAAACCGAACUCGUCAAAGGCAAGAGCUUGAGCUCCCUGAACGAGCCGGCGACCAUAUCCGUCGUGAAAACCGUUGAGAAACAGAAACCUCCAGUCCCGCCCCGACCGCGCAACAUCACAACUCCGACCAUCAUCGGGAAGCCGCCCUCGACGCCGACGACGCCGACGUCGUCCAAUGCUGAAUCUUGCUCGAUGGCGCCCUUUGCCCACGUGGAAAAUGUCCACGACGAAGGAGUGAGCUCCCCCAGCACUCGGGCGACAACUCCUUUAUCACUGUUCGGCGAAUCCAUCAAGAGGAAACUCGCGCCGCCUCGACCCCCUCCUCCGAAGAUCUCUACUGUCACCACCAAAGUAACGCCUACGGCAAUCACAACGACGACCGUGUCGUCUGAAAGCAAACCCCAAACAACUACGUUCAAAAAAUCGCUCAAACCCUGCAGACCGCCUCCGCCGAAGGUGACAGUCACCCGAACAGUGCAGAAGACCCCGGUGACCAUGGACAAAUAUUCCGUCUACUGUCAAACGGACGUUGGCCUGAGCACCGACCUCCUGGCCAAAAUCGAACGUGUGGUCUCCUCCUCAUACGAGGAGAGUCCUUUCAAGCCUCCGAGGUCAAGAUCCACUUCCAAGUCCGUCGACAACGUUGGCGUCGCCAGCACAUCGACGUGUAACCCUAGGCCCUAUGACGCUGUUUUUUACGACGAGCCCGUGCGUCUGAGGAAAGCCGGUCUUGGUCAGGAAACCGAGCUCUCGAAACGUAUUUCAACGCUACAGAUUCUUGAAGAAGAAGAACCGCCUCCGUUGCCACCCCGCGGAAUUCGACGGUGUAAAUCGGAGAGCGACGUGGAUUCGUCGGACUCGAUUUACUACGAUUGCUUGGGACCCGACGAGAUGCGCUUCGUCAGUUGGGCUGAAGAGGAUGAGGUCCGCGUUUACGAAAGGGUCACCGACGAAAGCCCGAGUAACUCGAUUUCUCAGAGUACUCCACCUCCCUCAGCUGCAGCUAGUGAAACUAACCUCCAAGAGCUGGCUAAACCCGAAAAAUCACCGUGGUCCCCGCCGAGGGAUCUGGGCCUCGAUUCCGACUCGGAUUGGUCAGAUCAUCCAGUUCAGAAACCAUCCCCUUCGAUACUACUCAACAAGAAAUCAUUCAUGGUGCGCGCCAUGAAAGAUUUUGGAGGCUCAUCGACAGACACAGACAAUCAAAUUCCGCAACAAAUUGCGCAGCCUCGAAAGAGACACAUCAAACGAUCUCCGGUUCACUCGACGGCGGAUCGAAAAGUCCCCGAAGGAUUCAAGCGUCAUCACGCGUCGGACUCGGGCGAAGACACCGACGAUCUCCUGAAGCGAGCUCAAGAGGUCCAGGAUCAACUGCGGCAACUUCUGUCCUACCGCACCGAACAGCUCAGAGUGUGUCUCGAGGCCGAUAUGUCGUCGUCGACCGACCCGGAGCCGGAACCGGUGUCGUGUUCCCGGGCAGAAGCACAAAAGACUGACACUCGAGAAGAAGCUGUGUCGAGCGAUUCAGAAGAGGAGAAAGAAUUGACUCCCCCGCCCCUCGACCCUCGCGAAAAGGCUCUGAAACACGCGGCAAACGUCGCGCGUGAAAUGGCUUCCUCCGAAGCCGCAUUCGUUGACGCGUUGAAGCUAAUUGUGGAGGAUUUCAAGGGCGCCAUAAAUGCCGGUCGCGAACAGCGCGGGGACAUCUUGAUACCGAAUGAAGUCUUGGAUCCCAUACUCUUAUACCUUCCGGAGCUGCUGACCUUUUCAUCUGAUCUUCUCGACAAUCUCAAUGCUCGCGUUGCUCGCUACGAUGAAGACAAGGUGAUCGCCGACGUUUUCGUCAAGCUAGGGCCGUUUCUCAAAUUCUACUCACAUUACAUCAAGGAUUACACAACGAGGUGUAAUUAUUUGGAAGAUGCUCGCAAAAAAUACCCUGAGUUCAACCAGAUUGUACAGCAGUUCGAGGCAAGCCCCCGCUGCAACAAGCUUUCUGUCAUACAAUACAUGUUGAAGCCUGUUCAGCGUAUCCCACAGUAUCGUCUAUUGCUAGACGAUUAUUUCGAGCACCUACCCGAAGACCACCCGGAUCGAGCAAACGCUCAGCAAGGUCUACAUAUUGUCAGCGCUGUUGCCGACCACGCGGACGAGACUAUGAAGCAAGGAGAGAAUCACGCGGAGAUGGUUCGACUGCAGAACAGUCUCAUGAUGUCUUCGGGAUUCAAUGUCUUCAAACCCGGAAGGAUGCUCAUCAAGAAAGGGAAUCUUCUCAAACACAAUAGGAAAAUACCUCAGUUGAAGCACGUGGUUUUGUUCUCGGAUUGCCUCACCUACAUGACUCAAGUUCAAUCGACUCUGAACACCUUGAAGUCAAUCAGAGAAUUUUCUUUCGAUCACCUGACCGUGAAAGCCGACGAGAGAUACCCCAAUGAGUUUAGCGUUCUUUCGGAUUGGAAGUCCUUCACGUUGAUAGCUCAAAACCCUGAAGAACGUCAAGAGUGGAUGGAUGCGAUAAGUCAAGCCGUAGAAGUGUAUCACCAGAAACGGCUGACUUUAGCUGUCGACUCCGAGGGACAGCAAGACGAGAAGGGGGAGAGCGAAGUGAAUCAGGCACCCGUCUGGACCCCAGAUUCACGAGUGUCGAAAUGUCAGAUAUGCAAAAUUCGAUUCACCACUCUUCGGCGGCGGCACCAUUGUCGUAACUGUGGUAUCGUUGUGUGCGGAAAGUGCUCUCUGCGUGAGGCACGGCUGCCGUACCAUGGGGGCGCCUAUGAACGUGUUUGCGACACCUGUGCCCGGAAGCUCCCGAGAGAGAGAUUGAAGUCGACCGCUGGGCUGCCCGAAAUCACGCCCGGAUCUCCCGAAGGCAACAGAGGAAAGAUUCUCUUCGAACUGGGGUCUAAUGACGACGGAUGUACAAUGAGCGGAUACCUAAAAAUGUUCAAGAAAGGCUCUUGGAAACGCUGCUGGUACGUCCUGAAAGAAAGAGUCCUCUACGUCUACAAGGCCAGCGAAGACGUUGAUCCGGUGGACACUGUGGUGGUUCUCGGAUUUGAAGUUGUCGAUAUCGAUGGCGCUAAAAAGAGCGACCAGUCGGACCUCUACUUCAAGCUUCGACAUCAGGGAUUGGACGACAUGGUGCUUUGUGCCGACGACGCCAACACGGCAGCUGAGUGGAAGGAGAAAAUCCGGAGUGCCACUCAGAUAUGAGAUUGCAGAACACGGAGCUCUCCCGUUCAGGAGAAUAAUUGUACAUAGACAAUCCAAAAUCAUCGUUUCGUAGUGUUGCAAUAUUGGAGAGCGGGGACAACUCGUUGACUUUCCGCAUAUUUAUUGAUUGAAGUCGCCAGUCUUAGUUAGAGGUUUCUGGCGUCUGUCGAUUAUAGUCUUAGUAUUUGAUUUCUUACUUCCCAAAGAUCUUCUGAGACUCUUACUCCUCGCCGAUUUUGUAAAAAUUGACCCGAAUGAGGAAGUCAGUCGGUGAUGAGAAUGAAAUAAGUGGCUAUCAAGGUUAUCAUAGUUCAAGGGGGAAUUUGUAAACAUCCCGGAACAGGAUGUCUCGAACCAUGGGGACCUGUCGCUGCCUCUUGUUUAGUUCCAGUGGAUGCUACAUAGAGACAAUCGAAAUAUGGGUCCGAGUUGUUGGGAGAAUCGAGAAGAGUAAUAAACCUUGAUGUGUUU